Molecule: messenger RNA, 951 nt
Organism: Cannabis sativa
Lineage: Eukaryota; Viridiplantae; Streptophyta; Magnoliopsida; Rosales; Cannabaceae
Product: 21 kDa protein
Exons: 1
Coding region: 100-699 (199 amino acids)
Biological process (GO): negative regulation of catalytic activity
Molecular function (GO): enzyme inhibitor activity
Source: RefSeq, a predicted model, not a curated record
GCUCUAUAAAUUGAUCACAACUUCUCUAUUUUUUUUCAUCAAUACCUUCCAAAUUCAAAUAAAAUAUUUUCUAUUUGAUAAAAGUUAGAGAAAAAAAAAAUGGAAUCAUCGACCACAUUCCUUCUCACAGCACUAAUUUUAAUUUCUUCAUACACACACUCAACCUCAGCAGCAAGAUAUCCAACAUCGAAAAUAAACACAGAGUUCAUUAGAACUUCUUGUCUUGCCACAACAUAUCCCAAACUUUGUUAUAGCUCACUCUCGAGCCACGCAAACUCAAUCCAAACGAGCCCUCACCUCAUUGCUAGCACGGCCCUCGAGGUGACGCUGUCGUCGGCCAAAACGACAUCAGCCAUGAUGUUAAACCUGUCGUUGAGCCAGGGCUUGAAGCUGAAAGAGGUGGCUGCGAUGAAGGACUGCGUGGAAGAGCUGAGUGACUCGGUAGAUGAGCUGAAAAGGUCUAUGGGAGAAAUGAGCAAGGUAGGGAAGGAAAGCCGUGACUUUAAGGUGAUGAUAAACGAUAUUCAAACUUGGGUUAGUGCUGCUUUGACGGAUGAGAGUACGUGCAGUGAUGGGUUUGGAGGAAACGAUAUGAAUGGGAAUUUGAAAACUGUGGUGAGAGGGAAGAUUGUGAAUGUUGCCCAAUUGACUAGCAAUGCUUUGGCUUUGAUUAACAAAUAUGCGUUGAUUCACGGGUAAAACGGUCCGGUGUUAGGUCCAUUAUUAUAUGUGUCUUAAAAUUAGGGGUCUAAGUUUGGUGGUAUUACAAAACAAACAAAAAGAAAAUUGAUUUGUGACGCUAGCUUUUAAGAUGUUUGAAUUAAGAUGAUAUAAAUAUAUAGGGUAAAUCUAUUGUGGGGCUCCUUAUUUUUUCCGCAUGCUAUGGGGAAAGAAAUUGAGCCAAUCAGAAGUUAAAUAAAUGUAAGUGUUGAUAAUUUUUGUUAAGACAUA